Lottia gigantea (owl limpet) is the source of this 1581-nucleotide messenger RNA. RefSeq lists its product as hypothetical. Gene Ontology annotation, biological process: L-glutamine catabolic process. Bases 1 to 1581 code for a protein of 526 amino acids. Gene Ontology annotation, molecular function: protein binding; glutaminase activity. NCBI's taxonomy places the organism in Eukaryota, Metazoa, Mollusca, Gastropoda, Lottiidae. The record is from RefSeq and is a predicted model, not a curated record. The transcript has 14 exons.
AUGGAUGAUAUUGAAGACAGAAUUUUUGAUUCACUCUGUGACUCAGAGCAAUAUCUACCAAUUCUUAAAUUCAAAUCACAAUUGCGUAAAGCAGGUCUUCGAGAGACGGACCCCAGACUAGCAGAAACCAUGAAGAAUCUAGCACAGUUCCAGAGAUCAGUGGCAGAAAUGGAAGGCGUCCAUUCCAUUCACUUAGACAGAGACACAUUUAGAAAGUGUGUAGGUGAUAAUAUAAUAUUAAUCAGUAAAGCUUUCCACAAUAAUUUUAUCAUACCUGAAUUCCAGACUUUCUGUCAAAGUAUUGAUGACCUUUAUUGGAAGGUUAAAAGUAAUACCAAUGGCAAGGUAGCAAGUUAUAUACCUCAGUUAGCCAGGUAUUCAGCUGAUUUCUGGGGUGUAUCAAUCUGUACCAUAGACGGCCAGAGGUAUUCAAUUGGUGACGUAAACAUUCCCUUGUGUUUACAAUCAAUCAGCAAACCUCUGACGUACGCUCUAGCUUUAAACGAACACUCACCCGAUCUCGUACACGAAUACGUUGGCCAUGAACCUAGUGGCCGGCAAUUUAAUGAAAUUAAACUCAAUGCUGAUGAUAAACCGCACAAUCCAAUGAUCAACGCUGGUGCAAUAGUAUUAUGUUCCUUGUUAAAACAGGGUUCAAAUCUAGCUGAUAGGUUUGAUUAUACGUCAGAAAUGUUUAAGAAGUUGGCAGGAAAUGAACACAUUAGCUUUAAUAAUUCAGUAUUUUUAUCAGAGAGAGAAACAGCUGAUAGAAACUUUGCUUUAGCCUAUUAUCUCAGGGAAUAUAAGUGUUUUCCAAAAGGAACACAUGUGAUGGAAACGUUGGAUUUUUAUUUUCAACUAUGUUCAGUGGAAGUGACUUGCCAGUCUGGUUCUGUGAUAGCGGCCUCUCUAGCUAAUGGUGGAAUCUGUCCUAUAACAGGAGAGCGUAUCCUAAACCCGUACUCCGUCAGAAAUACUCUGUCGUUGAUGCAUUCGUGUGGAAUGUACGAUUACUCAGGACAAUUUGCUUUCGACGUGGGUCUACCAUCCAAAUCAGGCGUAUCAGGUGGAGUCAUGUUGGUGGUACCCAAUGUUAUGGGUAUAUUUCUCUGGGCCCCACCAUUAGAUAUUUAUGGUAACAGUUGUAAGGGCAUACAGUUCUGUGAGGAAUUGGUGGAUAAUUUUAACUUCCAUAAUUACGACAAUCUAAGAUAUACUCAACGAAAACAAGAUCCCAGACUACAAAAAUUUACACAUCGUGCCAAUUCAGUUGUUCAGCUGUUAUUCGCUGCCAAAAAUGGAGAUAUUACAGCUUUACGAAGGUGCUACCUAUCUGGCCUGGAUAUGAAUCUAACAGACUAUGAUGGAAGAACAGCUCUACAUGUAGCCAGUGCAGAGGGCCAUACAGAGGCUGUCAUAUUCCUACUAGAAAAAUGUAAAGUCUCCCCUUUUGAAUGUGAUAGAUGGGAUUAUACAGCCUUGGAUGAUGCCAAGAAGUUUCACAAGACAGAGGUAGUGACCAUUCUAGAGAAAUACAUGUCUACCAACCCCAAACAACAAGACAACAGUCAACAGAAGUAA